Molecule: messenger RNA, 1075 nt
Organism: Bubalus bubalis (water buffalo)
Lineage: Eukaryota; Metazoa; Chordata; Mammalia; Artiodactyla; Bovidae
Product: olfactory receptor 2W3-like
Exons: 1
Coding region: 155-1075 (306 amino acids)
Biological process (GO): G protein-coupled receptor signaling pathway
Cellular component (GO): membrane
Molecular function (GO): G protein-coupled receptor activity; olfactory receptor activity
Source: RefSeq, a predicted model, not a curated record
UAUACCUACAUGUAAUAUUUAAAUUUUAAGUAAUUAUUUUGCAUAAUUACUUGAUAUGACCCACCUCUCUCUGUGAAUUCCUUAGCCUGCUUCAUGAAGAAUAUAAUGUGUUACUAUUUGCUCCCCUGCAGAUGUGUACUGAUUAUCCUCUGUCAUGACCAACCAGAGUUGCCAGGAAGGCUUCAUCUUGUUGGGUUUCUCAGACAGACCCAAGCUAGAGCAGAUCCUCUUCAUGUUUGUCCUCAUCUUCUACCUUGUGACUUUGGUGGGCAAUGCUGUCAUUAUCCUGGUUUCCCGCUUAGACCCCAGCCUUCACACGCCCAUGUACUUCUUCCUCACUAAUUUGUCCUUCCUAGAUCUCUGCUUUACCACCAGUUCUAUCCCCCAGCUGCUUUUCAACUUAGGCGGCCCAGACAAGACCAUCAGUUAUGUGGGUUGUGCCAUCCAGCUCUUCAUGUUCCUGGGACUGGGUGGCACAGAAUGUGUUCUCUUGGCUGUCAUGGCUUAUGACCGCUUCACUGCAAUCUGCAAGCCCCUCCACUAUUCUGUCCUCAUGCACCCUCAGCUCUGUUGGAAGUUGGUGUCUGUGGCCUGGGGAGUUGGACUUCUCAACUCCUUGGUUAUGUCUCCAGUGACUAUGAAACUGCCACGAUGUGGGAGAUGCAGGGUGAAACAUUUCCUAUGUGAGAUGCCGGCUCUGAUAAGAAUUGCCUGUGUGGAUACAGUGGCUGUAGAGAGCACUGUUUUCAUCCUAUCAGUGAUCAUCGUUCUGGUGCCCCUGUCGUUGAUCCUCAUCUCUUAUAGCUGCAUUGCCCUUGCAGUGCUGAGGAUGAAGUCGGCGGCAGGAAGGAGGAAGGCUUUCAACACAUGUGGGUCCCAUCUCACUGUAGUCUCCUUGUUUUAUGGGAAUAUUGUCUAUAUGUAUAUGCAACCAGGAAAUAAUUCAUCUCAGGACCAAGGGAAAUUCCUUACCCUCUUCUACAACUUGGUGACUCCCAUGUUGAACCCUGUCAUCUAUACACUGAGAAAUAAGGAUGUAAAUGGUGCACUCAGGAGACUUGUGUCUAGAAAGUAA